AACUUCAAAAAAAAAAAAAAAAAAAAAAAGAAGAGAAUAAGGAGAAAGCACAUUUUUUUUUUUUUCAACAUCAAAAACCAACGAAACUUGUAGUGAAUCAGACGCAGUAGCGCAACAUUUUCUUUGCGUUAAAAACAAUACUUACUUACUCUAGUAUUUUUACAUGCGAAUAAUUUAAAAGACAAUAAGUGCAAGAAAGAGAAAGAAAAAAAGGCAGAGAGAAAGAAAAAGAAAGAAAAAAAAGAAGAAGAAGUGAAAGAGAAAAACUGUCACACAAAAUAUAAAGUUCAUAUUUUGUUGCUGUUAUUGUACAUAAAAUCCCUUGUGCUGAACGACAUUUUUGGAGCAGUGCAGCAAACAGUGAACUCCAGCGGAGCCAUCGUUAGAGUAGGUCAGAGCAACGUUUAACUUUGUAUAACCGCUGUAAUAACUCAAGGAAACGGCUGUUUAACGAAGACAAAAACACAAACCAUCUAACGCAUACAAGGAUUGAGAAGAAAGGCAUUAGAGUAAGCGUCAGCAUGUUAUGGAAAAUGGGCAGCGUAGGCAUGUUAGCCUGCGGAAUAAUUCUAUUAUGCGCUGUCACCAGCGUCAACUCUUAUUCAAAAUAUGGGCGUAACUGCAACGAUAUUGGCUGUUUGCCCAACGAGGAGUGCGUCAUUACAUCGGAUUCGUGCAGUUAUAAUCAACGCGAUGGCAAAGAUUGCGGCAGUUAUCCCACUUGCAAGAGGAAGUCUGGUGGCGCCAGUUCUUCCUCACCAUCAUCAUCCUCGUCACCGUCUUUAAAUCCUUCAGUUAACAGUGGUCAGACGCAUAAUUCCUAUAAUCCUAGUGCCCCACCAGCUCCAAAUAGUGGUGGCGGAGGCAAUAGUGCUGGAUAUGGUGGCGGUUUUUCGGCUGGUGGCCAUAGCUUAUAUCCCAGUCUGCCUACCGACACCAAUAGUGGUGGCGUCAGCGGCGGCGCUGGCGGUUAUCGCCCCUACGGCGGUGGUAGUAAUGGCGGAUAUCAACCUGGCGGAUAUCAACCUGGCGGAUAUCAACCCGGCGGUUAUCAACCGGGCGGUGGCUAUGUACCCCCCAAUCAUCCUAGCGGUGGUUACGUGCCAUCAGCGCCUGGUUAUGGCGGCCGAGGCGGCUACUCUGGUGGUAAUGGCGGUGGUGCGGGAAGCGGAGGCUACACUCCAUCUAAACCGAAAGAGAAAGACAGCAACGGUUUCUUCUCUAGCUUUUUCUCUAAUCCGGCCGUAAGUCAGGCAGUUACUGGCAUAAUUGCCGGUCAGAUUGCAAGUACAUUACGAGGUGGUGGUGCGGGUGGUAAUCAAGGCAUGCAACAACCUAGUGGUGGUUACGGUGGUGGUGGUGCACCUUCCUCUUCUUCGCCUGGCAGCAAUUUCCUGGGCGGACUUUUAACGAACGUUUUAACGGGCGCAGGCGGCAGCGGUCACGGAACGCCAAGUAGCAGUGGUAGCAGCGCCAGCAAUUUCUUAGGCAGUCUCUUAAGCGGAGGUGGCACUGGCGGAAAUCGUGGCAGCAGCUCUGGCACUAGCGGUGGUCUUGGCGAUAUUUUCAGCUCUCGCAAUUUCGGAGGACUUUUCAGUGAGAAUCCUUCUUCACGCAGCGGGUCGUCCGGCUCUUCCCAACCCGCUAGCUCUAGCGGUCCAAAAAGCUAUCCUACUCAACCCCCUAUGAAUGGUAACUAUUAUAAUAUGGGCUAACGUUAUUACGUGUUACCCCGUUAUAAGCAUAAGCCAUUGUUCUAUUUUAACUAAAAAGUGUAGAGAAACUUAACUCUUUAUUU
This is a messenger RNA of Glossina fuscipes, 1798 nucleotides long. It is a transcript of the gene Mnr, whose product is annotated as glycine-rich cell wall structural protein 1.0. The record is from RefSeq and is a predicted model, not a curated record. The transcript has 4 exons. Lineage: Eukaryota; Metazoa; Arthropoda; Insecta; Diptera; Glossinidae. The coding region runs from base 522 to 1715 and encodes 397 amino acids.